Helicoverpa armigera (cotton bollworm) is the source of this 1302-nucleotide messenger RNA. RefSeq lists its product as uncharacterized. Lineage: Eukaryota; Metazoa; Arthropoda; Insecta; Lepidoptera; Noctuidae. The record is from RefSeq and is a predicted model, not a curated record. The transcript has 3 exons. The coding region runs from base 418 to 723 and encodes 101 amino acids.
UAAAUACAUACUUAAGAGACAUAGGUCAUUUAUUUAGUUUGAUAAAAUGUAGUUACCGAUAAACUAUGUUCGGGUUAUUUAUAACAACAUGUUUACGUUGAAAUUUUGGUGCUAGCCAACGGGCUCAUUCAAGUUUUGUACGCGAUCACCCCGCGACAAAAAUACGAGUUACGCGCGGAAUUUAAUGAGUUCGUUUUAUGUGUAAAAUAUAAUUAGUUACAAAAGUUUUUACUGAGAAAAUUGUUUACGCACCUAGAAUUUUAUUAGGGACUUGUUUACUUUUGACAGGGUCGAGUAUAAAAAGACUGGAGCUAUUUAUUUUCCAACCAUUAGAUGAGGGAACAUCUACGGAGUGUUAUAUUUAUUUAAGUUUCCCUGAGGUUCUUCACAGUGAUAAAUCGCGUACCUACCAACAAGAUGCAAGGCAAAUACUUUCUUGUAGUGCUAAUGAUAUCGCUGAACCACCACAUUGCUUCAUCGCACAUCUUAACAUCAGCGUACAUGGACAUGUCUCUACCAACUUGUAUGAGAAUCCUAACGUACACUGUGAUGAACGAUUUGUGCCCCACAUACGGAGCCUAUGGCGACUACUCUUCCGAAGAAGUCAACAUGCAGCCAAUCCCGAAAGAACUGACAUUAAGACAAUGGGAGCAUAGAGAAAGCGUCAUCAAAAAGUGCUGUACGAAGCCUUGUUCCUUGCCAGAACUAUUGUCGGCUUGCUAAUGCAUUCGAUCUAUUUAGUUACAAAAUACCGCGAUUAUCACGAUCUAGGUUAAUAUUAAAUUAUUUUAUGUUUGAUGUUUAAGGACUAGUAAGUAGGCUAGAGAAAACUUUCAAUGUUGAACUUGCCAAUCUUCUCAAAGGCUGAAUGGUUAAUUUUCUAUUGAGAAGUAGAUAUCAGUCACACUGUAUGAAAAUAGGUUCCUCUAGAAAUUUCAGCAGAGGUCGCCACUAAUAGUUUGCAAUUAUUAUGCAAAGGACACCCAGAUGUUUGUGCUAUAAUUUUGUUUGAUAAAAAUGCAUAAAAUUCUGAAUGAAAUCCCUGGGAAAACUUGAUACGAAGUCUUAGAUAGAAUAGUGUAUUAAAAUAAGCUUUAUUUAAUGUUUCUGACUUUUUUAAUAGGUUAUUUACCCGUGACAACGCUGCUUUAAAUCACAUUGCCCACCAAUUUAAUAUUUAUUUUAAUUAGAAUAACUAGUUGCGUACCUAAUUUUCAAUUUUAGUUUGUAAGUUUUAAUUAAUAUGUUUAUUUUUAGUUUCAAUGACUGUUGUAAAUUAUAUUAUACUGAAAGAAUACUGUA